UCCAACCCGGAUAGCCUCCGCCACAGACAGCACCCUAUUUUCCAAUGGACAGCGAACAAUGGCGUGCUUGUGGGUAUUGGCAACACAGACAGUUACGGAGGCUCCCAUAUCACAAUCAAGACGAGGCCGGUCGAGACCGUCAUGACUUCCUGGGCCUAUCUCAAAGAAUUCCCGGGACCCCUCUCGAAAGCCAAGACCAAGAAGAAGGAUGUUGAAAAGUGGAUUGAGGAGAGAGCUACCAACUCUUCUGAUGCAAUUUUGUGGAAGGUUUUAGGCGAUUUCGUUGCCUUUGACGGCGAUGUGACUUCCCCUGCUUUUUCUAGGUCGAUUGCCAGCUUGUUAACCCCAAACAUCCAGUACGCACCUGUAUCGGAUGAGGUGAACUUCUCUAUGCCGUCCCAGAUGUCAGCCGUCAGACAGCCAAACACGCCAAUGAAUGCACACCGGCUUUCUGGCAACAACCUUGCUGCUUUCUGGAGCCACUUACAGUCUGCACUGACCGAAAAAGCGUUGAAGUUGGCUCUUGAUGAAGGCGACUGGCCGUUGGCGUUGCUUACCGCCGGCAUGGUUUCUUCUGAACGCUAUGCUUCCGUCGCUGCUGCUUACAUCAGGAUGACCUUUGACAGGUCCUACCCUGACCGCUUACUUGCAUUCAUCCUUCAUGUCACCUCUGGCAACGUUAUGAAUGCGAUCACACAGUUGACAAACAGUCCAGCUGAUCUCCAAUGGGCGAUUGAGUCGUGGAAUGAGUUGGUUGCUGUAGUUUUGGUGAACUCCAGCGCCUCGCCGAUGGAGUUUUUUGUUCAGUUUGGUGCUUUGUUGGUUAAGAACGGCUACGUAGUUGAGGGCCACGUCUGCUUUAUCUUAGCAGGUGUUCCGUUAUCUGAGACCCCUUUGCUUUCCUCUGGGGUGAAAUUCCAAGCUGUGGGCUCGGUUUUGGGCAACUCGGUGUGCUCUGUCUUGAUGAGCGAGGUAUACGAAUACGGCUUGGCCUCCUCGGUUGCCAACCCCCACACUUUACAGCUCCAGGUCAAACAUGCAGGAUACCUUGCCGACGCUGGCUUGUUUCUGGAAGCACAAAAGUAUGUCGACGGCUUGAACGCCAUUUUAAAGUCGUACGGGAAGAACGUAUCUCCUUUGACCUCGUUUGCUCUUCGCGACUUUGAAGCGGUUUCCCAGAGAAUUGUUUCCGGUGGUUCCUACGACCAAGGCUGGUUCAGUGGCAAGUUAAGCAAGCCUAACUUGGAUAAGAUGUGGGGACAGCUAGACAAGUUUAUCGGCGGCGAC
Babjeviella inositovora NRRL Y-12698 is the source of this 1287-nucleotide messenger RNA. RefSeq lists its product as uncharacterized. The transcript has a single exon. The annotation marks the transcript as partial. Gene Ontology annotation, biological process: Golgi organization; COPII vesicle coat assembly; autophagy. NCBI's taxonomy places the organism in Eukaryota, Fungi, Ascomycota, Pichiomycetes, Serinales. Gene Ontology annotation, cellular component: ER to Golgi transport vesicle membrane; endoplasmic reticulum exit site. The record is from RefSeq and is a predicted model, not a curated record.